AUGGCAGCAGAAAAAGCAAAGAGAGAUGAAUCCGUGAUUGACGAUAUGCGUAUGCUUGAAUCACGAUUCUGCAUCGAUUGUGUUUCCCUCUGCCCGGUCAAUGUCGCAGAUCAGACGACGUGGCUACGUUUGCCAAGACUCUACAUCAUCAUCAACGUCUACGCGAAGGUGGAAGGGAAGCGAAGCGAAGGAGCAACGAACACCAACACAGCACGGUACACCUUCUUCGACGUUGGAGUGCACCUCAAAGUAGCCACAGGCAAACCGGAAGAGUCCCAGCCGGCGGCAAGUCAAAGCAGCCCCUUGAUCCUUGGAUCCUUGGUUCAGAUACGACGCGAGCUAGACCAAGUCCAGAUCCCCCGCGGCACCGACUAG
Molecule: messenger RNA, 375 nt
Organism: Fusarium vanettenii 77-13-4
Lineage: Eukaryota; Fungi; Ascomycota; Sordariomycetes; Hypocreales; Nectriaceae
Exons: 1
Coding region: 1-375 (124 amino acids)
Source: RefSeq, a predicted model, not a curated record